This is a messenger RNA of Drosophila elegans, 1484 nucleotides long. It is a transcript of the gene gammaTub37C, whose product is annotated as tubulin gamma-2 chain. Gene Ontology annotation, biological process: mitotic sister chromatid segregation; mitotic spindle organization; mitotic cell cycle. Gene Ontology annotation, cellular component: centrosome; spindle; cytoplasm. Bases 62 to 1435 code for a protein of 457 amino acids. Gene Ontology annotation, molecular function: GTP binding; structural constituent of cytoskeleton. NCBI's taxonomy places the organism in Eukaryota, Metazoa, Arthropoda, Insecta, Diptera, Drosophilidae. The transcript has 4 exons. The record is from RefSeq and is a predicted model, not a curated record.
UUUAGCAAGAACAGUUAAGUUUGCGUGUAUGGUAAAGAGCAAUAACUAAAGAUAAAGAAAAAUGCCAAGUGAAAUAAUAACCCUUCAAUUGGGCCAAUGCGGCAAUCAAAUUGGUUUCGAGUUCUGGAAGAGAUUGUGUCUGGAGCACGGCAUCUCCCCAGAUGGCGUCCUGGAAGACUUCGCUACCGACGGUCAGGAUCGAAAGGACGUGUUCUUCUAUCAGGCGGAUGACAAUCACUACAUUCCACGCGCAGUGCUUAUAGAUUUGGAGCCGCGAGUCAUCAACAACAUCAUGACCUCGCCGUAUGCCAAGCUGUACAACCAGGAGAACGUGUAUCUCUCGAAGCACGGCGGAGGAGCCGGCAACAACUGGGCCUCCGGAUUCAGCCAGGGCGAGAAGGUGCAGGAGGAGGUGUUCGAUAUCCUGGAUCGCGAGGCGGAUGGCAGCGAUUCGCUGGAGGGAUUCGUACUGUGUCACUCAAUUGCCGGCGGCACUGGUUCCGGCAUGGGAUCGUAUGUGCUGGAGAGACUAGCAGAUCGCUUUCCCAAGAAGCUCAUCCAGACGUACAGCGUCUUCCCCAACCAGGACGAGAUCAGCGACGUGGUCGUGCAGCCCUACAACUCGAUUCUCACACUGAAGCGACUGACCAAGUGCGCGGAUAGUGUGGUGGUCCUCGAUAAUACCGCCUUGAAUCGCAUCGCCACAGAGAGGCUGCACAUCCAGACGCCCACCUUCACGCAGAUCAACAACCUGGUGUCCACCAUCAUGAGCUUGAGCACCACCACUCUGCGAUAUCCCUCGUACAUGAACAACAAUCUGAUCGGAUUGGCGGCAGCGCUUAUUCCGACGCCGCAGCUGCACUUCCUGAUGACUGGCUAUACCCCACUGAUCACCGAUUGUGAGACCAAAACGAGUGUGCGAAAGACCACCGUGCUGGAUGUGAUGCGUCGUUUGCUGCAGUCCAAGAACAUGAUGGUGUCCGCGACGGCGGACAAACAAAGCCGACACUGUUUCAUCUCCAUCCUGAACAUCAUCCAGGGCGAAGUGGAUCCCUCGCAGGUGCACAAGUCGCUGCAGCGCAUCCGGGAGCGGAAGCUGGCCAACUUCAUACCCUGGGGUCCGGCCAGCAUCCAGGUGGCCCUGCCGCGUAGCUCCCCGUAUGUGCAGUCGGCCCACAAGGUCUCCGGACUGAUGCUGGCCAACCACACCGGGAUCAGUGGGCUCUUCAAGCGGGCCCUGGCCCAGUACGACAAGCUGAAGAAGCGGAACGCCUUCCUGGACAACUUCCGGCGCGAGUCCAUGUUCCGGGACGAUCUCACCGAACUGGACCUGGCCCGGGAAACGGUCGACUGCCUGGUGCAGGAAUACGAGGCGGCCACCCAGAUGGACUAUCCCCAGUGGAGUCCUGGCAUCGAAGCAUCCAAGGCCGGUUGAUUUCCGAUAUGCUUACUCGAAAAUAUAAUAAUUAUUUAUCUCAUCAACA